This is a messenger RNA of Didymodactylos carnosus, 609 nucleotides long. Lineage: Eukaryota; Metazoa; Rotifera; Eurotatoria; Philodinida; Philodinidae. The record is from the annotation of a GenBank genome assembly.
AUGAAUAGAACUACUGGAAACGAUAAUAACGAAGAACCGACGAUUAAAGAAGAACCAAUAUCAGAAUCAGAAUCUUUGAUGUCGUCAUCGGACAGUAAACCAAAUAUCAUAUAUAAAAAACGCUCACGUAUCCAGUACACGCAACAACAAUUACAUAUUCUUGAGUCAACAUUUCAACUUCAUCAUUAUCCGACCGUUGAUAUUGUCGAUAAUUUAGCUGAAGGACUUAAACUACAAACACAAAAAAUAUCGGUGUGGUUUCAAAAUCGUCGAUCAAGAAUGAAAAAAGAAUCAAAACAUGCUAAAAUUUCUAAUAUCCAACAUCAGGAAUUAAAAAGUCCAGCAGUUCGAUCUCCUACAUGUUUUUCACCAUCAUCAUCUUCUCUUUCGCCCUUCAUCGAACAAAUGUAUCAGAACACAUGGAAUAACUACAGGUAUCCGAUGUCGUCUUCAUCAGGCUUUUCUCAGCCAAUGUAUACAUUAAAUCAGUAUAAUACAAUGUCUUCGCCUUCUCCUGCUCAUUACAACAAUUAUUCGUCACCUGCUAACUAUCCUGAUCAACCAUCUUAUCCAUUUCAUAAUUCGACAAAUUUUCAAUAUGAUCAUUAA